UCCCGGCCAUAACUGUCUUCCAGCACACUGAUCAGUUUCAUAAAAAAUAUUGUUUCUACAAUUUUUUAGAUCUAGAAAUCUAGAUCUAGGAUAAUUUAAGUACUAAGCAUUGAUAUAGAAUCUAGAUCUAACUACAAUGACUACUCUAGCAUUAAUGUUGUUUCUUGUAUUGAUUUAUCAGAUAUUUGCGGAGGACUGUGGGAACAACCUUCAGUGUAUUGCACCUCAUAAAUGUUGUGAGUAUAAAACUGCCUGCUGCCCUGAUGGUUUGUUUUACAGUAGGCUUCAAAUAUGGAAUAUGUGGUACUUUUGGUUUCUCAUCAUAUUCAUGAUGAUGUCUUGCUUUGGUGGUUGUGGUUACUACAGAAGAAGGCGUUUAGCAAUGUUGACAAGAUCUUCAGCAGCUCAACCUACAAGACCUAAUGUAAUCUUAACUCCUUGCCAAAGAGCACAUAGAACAACUAUUCAAGAUGGGAAUAGACAGUUUAAUUUCUUUGCUUACAGUGGACCAGGUUUUAAUGGACCUGAAGCAAUUUCUAAUUUACCUCCUGCAUACAGUGAGGUUGUUAAUGAACCAGCCCUUUAUUCUCUAAAUAAAGUUGAACUUCCCCCGUAUCCUGGGAACUAUAAACCAGAGGAUAGCCAUAUUAUGUCUACCCAUGGAGAUAAUAGCAUGCCUCCAGCGUAUACAGAAAUCCAUUUUGAUUCAACACAAGCAUUCACAGCUUCCCAGAAUAGUAUGCCACAACACACAGAUAGUGCUGAAACAGACCAGCAAGAGACAGCUGAUGGAGUUAACAGAGGGUAUUCAAAUCAUGCAAUGCAUCAUAGCAAUUAGAUUUUGUAUUAUGUAAUUACAAGUAUUAACCGCUCCUCUUUUUAACAUCUGUCGGAACCAAUAAUCAGCAAAAUAUUUGAUUUUGUUCAGAAAGAAUGUAAAAAUAACAAACCGAUAGCAUCUUAAGUUCACUUUAUGUGACAGUGGUAGAGCACAUAAUUCCUAAUUCAGAAGUUUUAAGUCUUGGGCUCAAGUAUAGAAUAUCCCUGAGUUCACCCAGAUCUGAUGGUUACCCAUUUAAGUCAGGUAAAUAUAUAGAUGACUGAGCAUAGCGCUAUAUAAUACCUUGAUAUACCGUGGUAAAAACAAAAUGGCGCUAUA
Molecule: messenger RNA, 1159 nt
Organism: Physella acuta
Lineage: Eukaryota; Metazoa; Mollusca; Gastropoda; Physidae
Cellular component (GO): cytoplasmic vesicle membrane
Source: RefSeq, a predicted model, not a curated record